Teleopsis dalmanni is the source of this 1934-nucleotide messenger RNA. RefSeq names its product protein numb-like. The record is from RefSeq and is a predicted model, not a curated record. Bases 27 to 1634 code for a protein of 535 amino acids. NCBI's taxonomy places the organism in Eukaryota, Metazoa, Arthropoda, Insecta, Diptera, Diopsidae. The transcript has a single exon.
GAUUCCCCAAUAAAAAACCAAAGAAAAUGGAUUGUUUGCAACGAUCUUUUCGUGAUUCAUUUCGACGAAGAAAGGAUCGGGUACCAGAAUCAUCGAAACCACAUCAAUGGCAAGCAGAUGAAAAAGCUGUUCGUUCAGCAACAUGUUCAUUACCUGUAAAAUAUUUAGGUUGUGUUGAGGUAUUCGAAUCGCGCGGCAUGCCAGCUUGCGAGGAGGCCCUGAAAGUUUUAAGGAAUUCCCGUCGUCGUCCUGUUCGUGGCAUGCUUCAUGUAAGUGGGGAUGGUUUGCGUGUAGUCGAUGAUGAAACGAAAGGUCUUAUUGUCGACCAGACCAUUGAGAAAGUGAGUUUUUGUGCGCCAGAUCGUAAUCAUGAACGUGGAUUUAGCUAUAUAUGCCGAGAUGGUACUACUCGUCGUUGGAUGUGUCAUGGUUUUCUUUCAUGCAAGGACAUUUGUGAACGUCUAUCGCAUGCUGUUGGUUGUGCGUUUGCCGUUUGUUUGGAACGUAAACAACGUCACGAUAAGGAGUGUGGUGUAACAAUGACAUUUGAUGCAAAAAGUGCAACUUUUACACGUACUGGCUCAUUUCGUCAGCAAACACUAACUGAACGUUUGGCAAGUAAUGAACGUAGUGUCGAUACGCCUUCAGUGGCAGUUCCUCCACAGCCACAGGCAAAGCCAUACAAUCCUUUUGCCAUUGAAAGGCCUCAUGCUACACCAUCUAUGCUAGAAAGGCAGGGUUCAUUUCGAGCCUUCAGCACAAUCGGUAGUCAGUCGCCUUUCAAACGACAAAUGUCGUUGCGUAUUAAUGAUCUUCCGUCCAAUGCAGAGCGGCAAAAAGCAUUCUUAACAGCUAAUACCAACACACUUGCUUUAACUACUCCCAAUCGUGGUGUUUCACCUAUAACAGAAGUCUCACCGGCUAAAGCAAGACUUGAUACAGAAAUCGAUAGUAGUACAACAGUUGAUACAGUAAGUCAGCUAUGUCAAGAGCUGAGCCAAGGCUUGUCAUUACUAACACAAACAGACACAUUGAUUGGCACUGAAGACGAUAUUAAUUUCAAUAAUAAUUUAAGUAUUAAUCAGAAUAUUAUUGCAGCUGAAAAACAACAACAGAAAAUAGUUACUGCAUCGCCUAUAAUAUCAAACAGUUAUGGGUAUAUUGCUACUGGAAUAAGCAGCACUAAUAGUACACCUACUGCACAAGUAACGCCGCGAAUUUCCUCCAUUUCGCCAGUUUCCAGAACUUCGCCACCAAUGAAUUCAACUGAAACGACAUCUCAAGCAGUUAUAACGCCAACAACAAAUGCCGUUGCAAUAUUAACACCACCAACAACAACAAUAGCAGCGCCAGCAACAAUGACUGUAUGUGCUGAUCAUUGGUAUGGUCAAGUAGUCAAAAGUAUUUCACCAGUACCAAUUAAACGUGCUCCACAUAUUGCUGCAACCGGUCGAGCACAAUCGUUAAGCUCAGCACCAAACGCUGUAGACCUCUUUGACGCAGAAUGGGUUGCUAACGUAACAAAACCACUAUCGCCAGACUUACCAGUUCCCCAAGGCAAAGCACCACUACACAGCACCAAUCCAUUCAUUUCACCUCCUAAGCCAACCCAGACAUUCCAAGUAGAACUUUGAAGAAAUGAAAAAAUAAUCAAUCGGGGGAUCAAUACAAAGCAACACAUCCAUACAAACACACAAACACAUACCUAAAAUUUAGAAAAAGUAAAAAUUAUAUUAAAAAUAAAUAAUCAUUAUUAGCACAAGGAUUGCAAAUUACAAAAUUACUAAGAAGCAGAUAAACAGUUUUUGAGGAUUCUACCUUGUCCGGAUGAGAAUGCGGAUAUCUAUGUUAAUGCAGCUUAUGAUGAGGAAGUUAUGAACUAGAAAAUCAAAACCGACCAUUCGUACGAGUAUUUAUUUUUAUUUGCGAUUACA